AAAACAAGUGAAUAAUUUUCAGAACACAUUCGUACCAAAAAAUGCUAACCUGAAUUCGGAGUCUUUAAAUUACCUAAUAAAAAUUCGAAAAAUUCUAAAUUCUAAUAUACAGUAUACAAUUUGAACAAUAUUUCAUUAAAGGAACUCUCUUCUGAAAAUGGCAGAUAAGAAGAAGGAAGCAAAAGCGUCCGAUAAAAAGAGUGAGAAAGGUGGCAAGACCGGUAAAGGGAAAUCAGAUAAGAAUAAGAAGAAGGGAAAAAUCAUUAUGGGCGGUACUAUAGGAUUACAAAUGAAACCAAUCAGAGGCCAAUAUUAUAACGUCGUUACUUCCAUCGAUGCGCCAAUGACGUCACAACCACCUACAUGUACGUCAUACAAUAAACCUCCAAUAUGCUGUCCACCUACUUGUUAUUACCCACCAAUAUGCUGUCCAAGACAACCAAGAAGACGAUGCUGCUAAUGAAAAACGAAAUUCAAACUUUACAUCCGAUGUAAAAUUUUAUCAAUAUUAAAUUUCAAAAAGUAAAUAAAAUCUAUAGUUAUUUCA
Messenger RNA from Cephus cinctus (wheat stem sawfly), 547 nucleotides. RefSeq lists its product as uncharacterized. NCBI's taxonomy places the organism in Eukaryota, Metazoa, Arthropoda, Insecta, Hymenoptera, Cephidae. The transcript is spliced from 2 exons. The record is from RefSeq and is a predicted model, not a curated record. Bases 158 to 460 code for a protein of 100 amino acids.